This is a messenger RNA of Cadophora gregata, 4125 nucleotides long. RefSeq lists its product as uncharacterized. Gene Ontology annotation, molecular function: UDP-glycosyltransferase activity; hexosyltransferase activity. The record is from RefSeq and is a predicted model, not a curated record. Gene Ontology annotation, biological process: carbohydrate metabolic process. The coding region runs from base 30 to 3833 and encodes 1267 amino acids. NCBI's taxonomy places the organism in Eukaryota, Fungi, Ascomycota, Leotiomycetes, Helotiales, Ploettnerulaceae. The transcript has 2 exons.
GUAAAUCUAGGCGGGCUGUAUCUCUCAUUAUGGGCUCUCAACCUCGAAAUCAUUCAGAUAUGGCCGCGCCUGUGCCAGAGACCAUCGCGCAUCAAACAAUAAUUCAGCAAGCACAAGCCGCAGCUGCUGGACAGCUCGACCAACCACAGCCCGCCAGACAAGAGGCACUCAUCCAGGAAUUUGAUCUCACAACGCCAGACAUUGCCGAAGACGAUUUGCCUCCACCUGCGUACGGCACAACUUAUGGCGAGAUUUGCGAAGAAAAGAAGGGCUUGGGUACCAGUGCUCUCAUCACUGACGAUGGUCGUGUGAAUAUACGCGUCAACCAGCUUAAUCGCCGUUUGUCUGCAGUUUUUACUCCGGCUUUACGUCAACAAGUGAAGAAUGCACAGGAUACUCCUGCACCUCCUCUCCCCUAUAUUCCUCCAUCAUUGGGAGGCGAGGAAGGAGUUUCUCCACCCCCGCCAUUGAAUGUGGUUAUUCAGGUCGUGGGCUCUCGGGGAGACGUCCAGCCUUUCGUUGCCUUGGGAAAAGUCUUGAAAGAAACAUACGGCCACCGUGUGCGUCUUGCAACUCAUCCUACCUUCAAAAUAUUUGUGGAAGAAAAUGGUCUGGAAUUCUUCAGCAUUGGCGGCGACCCCUCUCAACUGAUGGCCUUCAUGGUCAAGAACCCUGGACUCAUGCCGGGAUUUCGCAGUGUUCUUAAGGGGGACAUCAGACAGCGAAGGAAGGAUGUGGGCGAGUACAUUCAAGGCUGCUGGAGAUCAUGCUACAAAGCCGGUGAUGGCAUGACGGUCCAACCCAGUGAGGACGACCUUCUUUCUGGAUCUGAGGGGAAGUUGUCUCAACAGAUUGGGGCGGGAAAGCCAUUUGUUGCCGACUGCAUCAUCGCCAACCCUCCAAGUUUUGCCCAUGUCCACUGCGCAGAGAAGCUUGGAAUCCCGCUUCAUAUCAUGUUCACGAUGCCAUAUUCUCCUACACAGGCGUUUCCACAUCCACUGGCCAAUAUCCAGUCUUCGAAUGCAGAUCCCAUGCUGACAAACUACCUAAGCUACGCAAUGAUCGAAGUUCUCGUGUGGCAGGGAUUGGGUGAUUUGAUCAAUCGGUUUCGCACUAAGUGUCUCGGGCUGGAUCCCGUGAGUGUGAUAUGGGCUCCAGGCAUGUUGCAGCGUCUCAAAAUUCCUCAUACCUACUGCUGGUCUCCGGCUCUGAUACCUAAACCCAAAGAUUGGGGUCCACAUAUCAACAUCUCGGGAUUUUAUCUUCUCGGACUGGCUUCUAAAUACGAUCCUCCGCCAGAUCUUCAGGCAUUUCUCGAUGCCGGUCCACCCCCAGUCUAUAUAGGAUUCGGAAGCAUUGUCUUGGACGAUUCAGCUGCGAUGACAGAACUAAUCUUUGAAGCCGUGAAGAAGACUGGACAGCGAGUACUUCUUUCUAAGGGUUGGGGAGGCAUGGGAGCAGAUGAGCUUCCGACUCCAGACGGUGUGUUUAUGCUAGGCAAUUGCCCUCACGACUGGCUCUUUCAAAGAGUUUCCUGCGUGGUCCACCAUGGAGGCGCUGGCACUACAGCAGCAGGUAUCACCGCAGGAAGACCAACAGUAGUCGUUCCAUUCUUUGGAGACCAACCUUUCUGGGGGGCCAUGGUUGCGCGAUCAGGCGCUGGACCGGAUCCAAUUCCUCAUAAACAACUCACCGCAGACAGGCUGGCUAAUGCCAUCAAUUUCUGCUUGAGGCCGGAAAGUAUGGAACGUGCUAAGGAGCUGGCAAGUAAGAUCUCAAUGGAGCGAGGCAGUGAUACGGGAGCUCAGUCUUUUCAUCAAUUCCUCGAAGUCGACCGACUUCGUUGUUCCCUUGCACCGUCCCGAACUGCAGCUUGGCGCGUCAAACGAACUCAGAUUAGGUUGAGUCCUUUCGCAGCGUGCACUUUGGCGAAUGCAAAUCUUCUUGACUUCAAAGAAUUGAAACUCUUCAGAGCACAAGAAUACGUCGCAGAUGAAGGCCCUUCAGAUCCGAUUUCGGGAUUCGCUACUUCGUUCGUUGGAGCCUUUUUCAGCAUGGCCAUGGGAGUCGCCGACUUCCCAUCAGAGGCGUGGAAAGCUUUAUCUGUGCCAUUUGAUUCCAGACAACAAUCUCAGGGAUCCGUCCCAGCGCUGGCAAGCAAUGGUGAGAGUUCAUGGAUGGGAGACCAAUCGAAUGCCACGACUUUACCGGAUGAAAACCAAACGAGCUUGAAUGAGUCAAAUGCUCUAGCUAACAACUCUCCACGGCCUGGUAUUUUCUCACACGCCUCGAGCAGAGGCUCAACUACUGCAACUGAGCCAUCUUUGAGCACCAAAACAAGCAACACAGGCUCGAGAUGGGUCUUCGGUCGAACUGAAUCCGACCCUGCCCAAGACGCUGAUAUGAUCCGUAAUAAAGGCAUGAGCUCAGACAAAGGCUUCGGCCGCAUUGCAAAAACAGCCUUGUCGUCUCCAAUGGACAUCUCAGUAAGCGUCACAAAUGGAUUUCACAACGCGCCGAAGCUUUGGGGAGACGAUACUGUACGCCCUCAACAGCAAGUCACUGAUCUGAAGUCAGGCGCUCAAGCCGCAGGGAAAGAAUUUGCUUUCGGCAUGUAUGACGGUGUUACGGGUUUAGUCACUCAGCCAUGGAGAGGUGCACAGAAAGAAGGUGUGACCGGCUUUGCAAAGGGGCUAGGGAAGGGUAUCGGAGGAAUUAUAUUCAAGCCCGGCGCAGCACUUUGGGGCAUUCCGAGUUACAUGAUGAAAGGCGUGCACAAGGAGGUACAGAAGCUAUUCGGUAGCAACGUUCAGAACUACAUCGUGGCGUCCAGAACAGCUCAAGGAUACGAGGAAUGGCUGCAGAGUUCCGAGGAGGAUAAGCAGGAUGUUAUCGAGCGAUGGAAUUUGAUUCAGAAAUACGUGAAGAAGAAACACAAUCGCGACGAGAUGGUCAGAGACGUGCUGGAAACGCAGCAGAAGAAGAAUGGGGACGGAAAAGAUGUGCGGAAGAAUGGAAGUAUUUCAAGUUCCUCUCGGUCUGUGAAUGCAGAUUCCGGCAAUUUUACGCUUGUAACGAAUGGAUCACGAUCCAUUGAUGAGUCGUCAGCAGCAAACGACAUCGAAGAGACGAUCCGCCAGUCAGUCAUUGAUAUGUCACGAGGUGACCCAGACGAAGACGCCAACAGGGAGCGAGCUAUUCGAGAAGGUGUUUCUCGCCAUCAAAGUCUCGGGGCCCAACAGCCAGUUCGAACCCGACCACAGCCAAUACCAUAUGACCAUCUUGACUGCCAUGAACUCCUGGCUGCCAACGAAUUUGAUGCUCAGAGACAAGCAAACGAACGGCUGGGUCACGAGAGAAAGCUCAAGCAAGUCAUGAGGCAAAGUCAAAGCGAACAUGACUCUCGAAGCAGUGACAAUCAAACCGAGGCCAUCUUCGAUCUCUACAGCGACGAUAACACCACACCUCAACACUCAGCACCACCCGUGCCUGCCCGUUCGCGAGCUCGAGAGUCGGUGCAGCUCCAGCAGCCUCCCUCAUACACCACUGGUCAGGAACAUCUCGCAGGGACAACACAAGCUGAGUUUGAGUCACAGCAGCGAGGAAGGGCUGGAGAGAAAACAAAGGAGGAGAAGACCGAAGAAGAGAUUGUUUUGGCGUACAUUAAGAAGCAGAGUCUUUUGGAAGCAGAACACCAGAACAGAGGGAGGAAUCGCGUUGGGGAGGGACAGAGGGAAGGUGAGGAUGAAGGAGAUGAGGAGCUGCAGAGAGUGUUAAAAUUGAGCUUACAGGGGCAUGGAAGUGAGGAAGCCUCAGGGAGUGAAGGGAAAUGAAGGAAUGUCAUAUUUUGGUUUGCUCGAAAAGUUUGUUGGAUUGAGAUACCCGGUCACUGGCUAUUAUUAGAUUUUGGAGAUAUUUUGUUUUUGAUUUAUUAUUUUUGUUACAUUUUUCUGCUGAAAUAGAGGCCAAUUCUGUGCCUGAAUUUAGGUGUUGUCUCGUUACUGAAGAUUUGUUGACUACUGUGGCACCUUUCCUCGCCUAAUUUUCUUACAUGUAUAUGGAUAUAAACACCUUAGCCUGCAAGGUAGGAAUCUUCCAUUAAAUGAGAUCUGCUCUUCGUCACAA